AUGGGUCAGAAUCAGAUUGACGAGGUUUACAACUCCUUGAUGGUAGAAGCCGAAAAGGGAACAAUAGAAACAUUAUAUGAACUGCUUGGGAAAGACUCCUCUAUUCUUGACAAAGCUGAUAAGCAGUUCGGCGAUAAUCCGUUACAUGUCGCCGCGAAGCAUAACAAUGCACUCUUUGCAGAUGAAAUUGCAAACCUGAAGCCUUCAUUAGCUGAAAAGCUAAACCAAAGAUGGAUGGAGGAGAUGAUGGUGCCUCUUCACUGUGCAGCAAAAUCUGAGGUAAAUCCCAAGAAUAAAAAGGUUAUAAAGGAGCUUCUCUCUGCUUGCCCCAAGUGUUUCACAGAAUUAACUAUCCGAAAUGAGACAGCUCUUCACACUGCUAUUGUAGAGCUGCUGCUUUGUAAGUUUGGCUAUUUUGUUAGAAGGGCUGUGAAGAAAAACGCAAAGAACAACAAAGGAAAGACAGCCUUGGAGGUCUUAACUGGAUCAGAAACACAACCAGUUCAGGAGAAGAAAGAGCCAAGAAUAGAGGAGCAGGGAGAUGAAGAGGAAGGAAAGGUGCUGGGAGAUGAAGAUAAAGAAAAUGUGCAGGAGAAAAUAGAAAAGUUCCUUAAAAGCUCACCCUGUUUUACACUUUGGCACAAGAAAGAUACUAAAAAGAAAAGGGUUUCUAAAAAGGAAAGGGCUUUAGAUUCUGGAAUCAAAUGGUUGCUGAAGGUCCAAAAUUUCCUUAGUUUCAAGGUAAACAAAGACACUUCAACUGAAGUUCGAAAUGCUCUGUUAGUGAUUUUAAUUCUGAUCGUGACGGUGACAUACACAACCGGAAUCAAUCCUCCAGGGGGACUUUGGCAAGAUGAUGGAAUCAGCAAUAUCUCACAGAAACAACACAAUGCAGGAACAUCAAUUUGGUUUGAUAAGAACCCAGACUCUUUCCAACUCCUAAUGCUUUGUAACUAUGCAGGAUUUCUUGUGUCUGUUGUCCUGGUUUUCAAUCUCACAGAAGGAUAUACUUUACGAGGUCCGAUUCUACUAGCUCUGUUCUUUAUGUUGAUUACCUAUGCAUUAUGGAUUCGACUCCUGUUUCUGAGUAAUGGUGCUUUCGCAGUGUUGAUCAAUGGAAUCAUAUUGAUUGUUCCAUUACCUGUGGCAUUAGUCCUUUUGGUUGCUACUGCAAAUUGGAUAUGGAACAUUAAGCCAUAG
Molecule: messenger RNA, 1200 nt
Organism: Telopea speciosissima
Lineage: Eukaryota; Viridiplantae; Streptophyta; Magnoliopsida; Proteales; Proteaceae
Exons: 3
Coding region: 1-1200 (399 amino acids)
Molecular function (GO): protein binding
Source: RefSeq, a predicted model, not a curated record